Messenger RNA from Cuscuta campestris, 2547 nucleotides. The record is from the annotation of a GenBank genome assembly. NCBI's taxonomy places the organism in Eukaryota, Viridiplantae, Streptophyta, Magnoliopsida, Solanales, Convolvulaceae.
AUGAUGUUUUUUUACUUCUCAAUUUCUCAAGAUUUUGCUAACAAGAGAGAAGGGAUUUUUACUGCUUCAUGAUUCAAAUGACAAUGUAAGUUAAUCUAAUCUCUUAUGGUCUCUUUUUAAUUUUUGUUAUAGUGUCUUUUUUUGAAGAGGCUAUUUGUUAUACUAAAAAAAGCACUUAGACAACAAGAAUUGGUUUGGUGUUACAAGAAAAAAACAAAACCUUCAAUUAGGCAACAAUAACUGGUUUGGUGUUAGAGGGUGUAUAUAUGUAUCAUUAUCCUUUUCAGGUGCACAUAUGUGUCAUGUGAAUAAUAUCUCAAAAUACUUUAGGCGCCCAUUGUCACAUCCUUAUGUUGUUCUUUUUUGUUAAUGUAGGCUUUGUAUUUCUCUGUUCUAUUUAAGAAGCAGCUGCUAGAACACUAUUCAAGUAUCAAAAACUUUGUUAAUGCACAUGAAAGUCUCUUGACAUGGAGAUUUAUUUAUGCAAGUAAUGCUUGAUGCCCUUUGAUAAAUUACUUAUAUUUUUGGGUUUAGUGUCAAAACUAUUACUUAUUAAUACAUCUUUCCUAAUGAUUUUGUCAAUUACUAAUUUUCUUUUCAUUAAUAGAACAACUUUUAGAAAAACAUUGUAGUCUCUCACUAUUUUUUUCCAUCUAUUGGAACUAGCUUUUGGCCAAAGUCAUUGGUUUAAUUUGAUCUAUGACAAUGAUAUGGUCACUUAGUUUUUGCAAGAGUAGUUAAGAGUAGUUGCUUGAUUUUGGGUGUUUGAAUAUUGAUUUUGGCACAAGUUUCUACUCAUGAGUUUUAGUUAUGGCUAUGGCAAAGGCAAAUAUCGGUCUUGACUAAUGGUGAUAGCAACUAGCUUGGUUUGCUUUGAUGCUGGUUUCUUUAGUGCCCAAUUGGGUAGGGUAUGUUUUUGUAAAAACAGGUCAAGUUUAUUGACUUCAAGAAGGAUUUUAGUUUUACUUUGUUCAUUAGCUUAGAUUGUUUUUUAAUAAGACCAAGACUCUUAGGAGACUUUGUCAUGAUACGGUAUUUGACUUAUUGAUUAGGGAAAAGUUUUAUUGCUUUUCUUUUCCUCAACCCGCAAUGGAGUUCUGGGGUGUUGAGGUUAAAAGUGGACAAAAUCUUCCCGUGUAUCCUGGAGAUAUCCAGGUCAUACAUAUUUCACAGGCUAAUAUUGGUGAGCUUAAGAAAGAAAAGGGAGGUGAAUCCCUUUCCUUGUAUGUGACUGUUGAUGGGAAGAAACUUGUUCUUUCUACUCUCCACACAGAGAAGCUCCCUCAGCAGCAAUUUGACUUGAUUUUUGAUAGAAGAUUUGAACUAUCACACAACUGGAAAAAUGGAAGUGUCUUCUUUUAUGGAUACAGGGCUGUUAAACCUGGCGCAUAUCCUUUAUUAUAAUUUUCUUAGCUUUUGUUGUUGAGUUUUGCAAUGGCAUUUUAACGUUCUGUUUUAAACUAUGUUUUGUUAAAACCUUAACAUGUUCUCUUUUGUGCUCACUGAGUCUGAUGAUGAAUUAGAUAGUGAUGAACUUGAUGCAUUCAUUGAGACAUAUCACCAGCCAGAGAUUAAGACACCUGCCAUACCAGAAAAAGAAAGUGCUGCCAAGGAAUCUGCUGCUGCACAAGAAAAGGAAAGUGCUGCUAAGGAAUCUGCUGGCAAGAAGAAGGUGAAAAUAUCUGAACCAAAGAAAGUACAGGAGGAAGGCGAAGAUGAUGAAAGCAGUGAUGAAGAUGAAGACAUGGAUGCUGACGAUGAUGAUUCCGAUCUUGAGUUAGAUUCGGAUGAAGAUGAAAGUGAUUCUGAAGAUGAAGAAUCAGAGGAUGAAGAGACUCCAAAGAAGGUUCAAAGUGGGAAGAAGAAGCCUGCAGAAUCUAAAAAGACAGAUGAGGAAUCGGAGGAUGAAGAGACCCCAAAGAAGGUCCAAAGUGGCAAGAAGAAGCCUGCAGAUUCUAAAAAGAAAUCUGCUGUCCCCGCAAAGAAGGAUGAAGAUGAAAGUGAUUCUGAAGAUGAGGAGUCUGAGGAGGAAGAGACCCCAAAGAAGGUCCAAAGUGGCAAGAAGAGGGCUGCGGAAUCUUCAAAGAAAACUCCUGCAAAGAAGGUGAAGCUUGCCACUCCUCAGAAAACUGAUGGGAAGAAAAGCAAUGAUCAUGUGGCUACACCACACCCUUCUAAGAAAUCUGGGAAGGCAGCCGGUAAACAGACCCCAAAAUCAGCAGGCACUCAUAAGUGCCAGAAAUGUGAUAGGGCAUUUGCUACUGAAGCUGGUCUGGGUUCCCACACAAAAGACAAGCACGGAGCAGGAAAGUAAAUUGGACUCCCCCUAGAGAGAUGAUACGAGUAAUAGGUAGCUGCUUGCCUUGUUUUCUAGGCAACUUUCUUUGAUCAUGAGGCUCCAAUGUUAACGGAGAGAGCAGUCUAGUAGUAUGUUUUUUUGGAUUCAGUACUCUUUUAUUUACACUCAGAUGUGUUUUGUUUUUUUGGAUGGUUAUCAAUUUCUAUGUGUGAACAACCAAUUAUUCUCGACGGGUUUUGGAUGUUCUU